AUGCUCUUCUCAACACUGGCUCUAUUUGCGGCUUCGCUGCUGGGAUCGGCGCUGGCAAAGCCGGAGCAGAUCCGGGGAGUUCGAGACCCAAUCUACCACCUCUAUCUGCAGGCCCAUCCGACCAAUGCAUCACUCGCCGUCCUGGGACCAGAGGCCACGAGCGAGCGUUUCGACAUACCGACCACGAUCAGGUCGGUCAACACGACCAUGUAUCUGAACGUGGGAACGGAAAGCACCUCUUACAAGUCGCUGACGUUUGGGACCACGGCGUCGACCGACUCUUGGGGCCUGGAGGGCGAUACUAUCAUGACCAAACCUGGUAGUGCGUUGGGGAGAAACUUGAACUUUGUCGUGUGCCGACUUGAAGGCAGCUUCUGGCGGCUCUGGUUGCAAACAGGCAGUGACAUGCCGAGUGGGAACAGCUGCAGCAACUACCAGACUAUUCACCUGCCGUGUCUUUGUUGAUUUUUUUUAAUUGGCAUUUCUGGAGCCAUCUGAGAAGUGGCAAAUAGAAUGCCUGCCAAGUACAUAUGGCUACUCAGCACAAUAGCGCCUCAGGCAAACGACUGUGCCGCCUUGA
Molecule: messenger RNA, 580 nt
Organism: Pyricularia oryzae 70-15
Lineage: Eukaryota; Fungi; Ascomycota; Sordariomycetes; Magnaporthales; Pyriculariaceae
Exons: 4
Coding region: 1-465 (154 amino acids)
Source: RefSeq, a predicted model, not a curated record